This is a messenger RNA of Sclerotinia trifoliorum, 1896 nucleotides long. NCBI's taxonomy places the organism in Eukaryota, Fungi, Ascomycota, Leotiomycetes, Helotiales, Sclerotiniaceae. The record is from the annotation of a GenBank genome assembly.
CCCAAACAAUCAUAUCAUCCCACCUGCACUUUGGUACUCCGUAUGCGUCUCGUAUGCAUUCAUGGUGUUCACUUAUAAAGCACAAAGUCCAAGAUUCGAGCUUUAACUCGCUCCUUCCGCUCCCUGCCCCUCGAAUUAUUUGUAAAAUAAGGAAAAUUCCCAAUUUUUUUCUAAUCGAUUGGGGCAAAAGCGCUGGAGCCACCCUUCACUAACUUUAUACUGUCCAGAUAGAUUAUUGAUAAAUUUUUAAUCAUCGAUAUUUCUAACAUAAUACAAGGUAAGCAAACUGUCGCAACUUCAGUUUUGCAUGCGCAAUCAUUCCUAUCAAAGGCAUCAUACUUCCAUGAUACCUACAACUUCCCAUUCGUCUUUUGCUCUUGCUUCUUCGUUGGAUAUCGUAUCUUGCCUCCUUACAUAAUACGUUUGCUGCGGGAUUCCCGUCAACGUUAAUAACAAUGCCCAGAGACGAUCUUUCUAUCGAUUUUGUCCCCAAACACAGACACAAUAUGCCACAGAUCGAUCACUUAGAUACAGCGGGAGUUCUGGAUGAUUGGAUCAAUCGUGUCGCGAAUUUACCCCACGAAAUUGCCUUUAAGCAAGAUGAGAUAGGAGAAAAGGAUAAAGCUGUGCAAGAGUGCCUCACUGUCAUCGCAAGGCACGAUGGCGCUCUCCAAAAAUGGACCAAGGCAAACGGGGCAAACCAACCAAAUCCAAAGGAGCCAGCAUUGAAAAAGAUAAUUUUGGAGAAUUAUGAAAGAGCAGAACGCCUUCAAGAUGAGAAAAUUAAGCUAUCCAAAGAGUUAGAAGCGCUUGUUGAGGGGCACGUUCGACGACUCGAUUUACAAAUCAAAGGAUUACAAGAGAGGGGAGAGUUUCCACACGAUCCAGAUCUGCCUUCUCUACUACGACCACAACCGAUUGAUCGCAUCCGAGACACGCAUGGCACCACGAGACCAUUGGGUGAACUCAUAAAUUCGGCCUCCUCUUCUCAUGUACGCCACCCGAGCAAUUCUAGGAUAUCCACCAAUGUCAAUCAGUUGAACGGCGCAACGGUGUCUUCUGCUCCAGCAACGCCAGCCGCCACCUUACUUCUACAAAGACAAGCUCGGGAAUCAUCUCUUGGUGCGAUCAAUAAGAGACCAAGACUUACUGGAGGGCUGGGUACUUUGCCAGCCGCUUCUAGCGGCCUUGCUCGCCAUUCAUCUAUGACUCCUGGUACUCCCCGUGGAGGUACACCAUCUGCCGUACGCGGUGGCAGUGCGGGUCCAAGAAAUAUGCAGAAGAAGAAAGUUGCCCCGCAGGGCAGCAGACAGAGUGGUGCUCCACGCAAAGGCAAACCUGGAAAGUCUGGCCUUAGCAGGCUAAAGCGUGGACAUAAGAACUCGCCGUCUUCUGCAAACGAUAGUGAGCUUAGUGAUGCAGAAUCUGGUUCUGUUGAGGAAGAAGAGGCUGCGGGACGUCAAAACAAGGAUGCUGAUGCAGACGAUGAUAUGGUUGAUGUUGAUGAUGAAGAGGGCGGAGAUGAUAAGAAAUACUGCAUUUGUCACAAUAUCAGCUAUGGAGACAUGGUGGCUUGUGACAACGAAGACUGUCCGUAUGAAUGGUUCCAUUGGUCUUGUGUUGGCGUCAAGAGUGACCCCUUGGGCACCUGGAUAUGUCCAGUAUGUACUCCUAAAAUGCCUAAAAAGGUUUAAAGAAUUGUUUGGUGGGAGGCGUUCCGGGUCAUCAAUGCGGAUUUGCGGGGCCAAAAUUAGAUACAGAAUAUCUACGGGUAAGGCUACGGAUGAGGGGCGUUUGUAGGUAGCUACUAGCUAGAGGUAGCUUGGUUACUCUAAGAUUCGUGACUUGCUAAAGAUACACUUCAGCUAGACUAAUAAUAUCGAUAAUAUUAACUGG